AGAGCACUUUGUUAUCCUUCUCUACUUCGCCAUCCUCCUCUAUUCUCUUUUUAUUAUUCUUCUUUCCCCCUGGUUUUUUCUUUGUAUCAAGCGCCGAGAAAGCAGUCCUUCCUAAAUCUCUUACUCUUCUUUACUCUCCUGUUGACAACCUAUUUCACUUCACUCUAUUAAAAGUCAUCAAACUACUACAUUGGCUUCUUUAUCAUAAACUUCCUUUGCUUGUGUACUUUGUUCCUACAAAAGGAUGUAGAUGAGCUGAGGCACCGCAAUAUAAACUCAAUUCAAUUUUCUAUAGACACGUACACACCGAUAUAUACCUAUGGCUCUUUCUGUAGCAGAAACGCUCAAUAGCAUUGAACCCCUCGGUCUAUGCCCCUCGGCAAAAGUCGAACCAACCGAAGAUCCAUCUAAAGAAAAAUACAGGCUAUUAAAAAGGCGUCUAAAGGAAAUGUCAGAGAAAAAUGAGGACUUGGUGAGCGAGCUUAGUCGCGCCAACAAACGACUGCGGCUUCUUUCCAAAGAAAAAAACAUUCUCUUGGAUAGGAUCUGUAAGCUAAGUGAUCCUUAUCCAGCCCGUUUGGGAAGACGUUCAAACGAAGAUUAUACGUAUCAUUGUCAAGAUGAAUCUGCUAGUACAGCCUCUGAGGGUGAACCAGAACAAGCAGAAACACCAGUGCCCUCUGAAGCAGCCGGCAUGCUCCAGUUGCACUCUCUCGAGAUCUCAUUUAACAAACCCACCUCGAUCAGCCCACCCCUGGAGCACAUCACUCCUUUUCAACACUCUGAUGGAACUCUCAUGAAAGGUGGUACGACAGUUCCUUCAUCACGUCCUAAACGUAUGCGCAGAGGGCCUGUGGAGCCCAAGAUGCGUCGUGUUCAACCUUUGGAAAAAAACGAAGUGACGGGUGAAUACAAACUACCUGCACGGGUAGGUAUUCUCACUGUUCACUCUCUUGGUAGAGUUGUUCCUCUCCCCUCUUACCAUAAUGAUCGUUAUAUUUGGCCUCCUGGCUUCAAAGUUAGCAGAACCUAUCUCAGUAUGGUCAACCCAGACUCAAACACUGUCUACACUUGCUCUGUGGAAGAAAACGGCGAUCAGGGACCAAAGUUCCGAGUGGUUGCAGAAGAUUGUGAAGAACCCAUUAUUGCCAACUCUGCUACUGGUGUUUGGACAGCUAUUGUUAAGAAAGCAAAUGAAAUUCGAAGCAGAGAUCACUCAAACUCUGCUUCUGGACCCGAUUAUUAUGGCUUUACACACGCCACUAUUGCAAAAAUGAUACAAGAUCUUCCUGGAGCCGACCAAUGUCUUAACUAUGUCUGGCAGAAAUUUGGAGUGAUGCACCAACGAACAGCUGCUGGUGUAGCCGCGGCUGCCCAAAAAAAGCUCACUAACCUCGAAAUUAUGGGUAGUGCGAACAAGAAGCCGCCACCAACUUACGUGGGAAAUAUAGUUAAGCAUGACAUGAGCCCUAUACCUACGUUUGUCUCUAAGGAAGAGACGGAGGAAGUCCAGAUAAAGGUUUCCCCACAUGACAUGAAAAUAAGCGAGACGGAGUUCAGCUAGUCUGCUCCGCAACAGAACAAGGGAUAUUUUGGCUUGUUUUUUUUUAUUAACUGAAAGAAAAGAGGAAUUGUCUUUUUCUAUUAUCCUAUGUAUUGGGCUAAAGGGUAUCGUUCUUUGGUUCAAACUUACAUGUUUGUUUUCGUGUUUAUCUAUGAUUCCCAUAUUGUUUUCCAUUGAUUUUUAUAGGGUCGACGUAUUUUUUAUUUGUCCCUUUUUUUAUGAUAUAGUAUAUUGAAAAUG
This is a messenger RNA of Phycomyces blakesleeanus NRRL 1555(-), 1804 nucleotides long. RefSeq lists its product as hypothetical. Gene Ontology annotation, biological process: regulation of cell cycle. The transcript has 9 exons. The record is from RefSeq and is a predicted model, not a curated record. The coding region runs from base 320 to 1564 and encodes 414 amino acids. Gene Ontology annotation, cellular component: nucleus. Lineage: Eukaryota; Fungi; Mucoromycota; Mucoromycetes; Mucorales; Phycomycetaceae.